Molecule: messenger RNA, 960 nt
Organism: Didymosphaeria variabile
Lineage: Eukaryota; Fungi; Ascomycota; Dothideomycetes; Pleosporales; Didymosphaeriaceae
Exons: 3
Coding region: 1-960 (319 amino acids)
Biological process (GO): protein insertion into ER membrane
Cellular component (GO): TRC complex; cytosol
Molecular function (GO): protein binding
Source: RefSeq, a predicted model, not a curated record
AUGUCUUCCAAAAUAGAUAAGACAAUCCAGCGCCAGCAGCAAAAAAUCGCAGAAGGCCAGUACUACGAAGCCCACCAGCAGCUCCGUGUCAUCGCCGCGCGUUACGUCAAGAUUUCCAACUGGGAAGCCGCCACCGACAUCCUCUUCCGGGGUGCACAGUCCCUUCUGCAAGCCGGGCAAGGCGGCUCUGGUGGCGACCUGUGUAUAUUCCUGCUCGAGGUAUUCCACAAGAGCGAGACGAAGCCCGAUGCCGGAAGCAAGGGGAAGCUGCUGAGCUUGCUGAGGGCUUUCCCGAAGAAUGAGCCUACACGGAAGAAAUUUGUGAACGAGAUGGUGGGGUGGAGCGCGAAAUGGGGAGAGUAUCCUGCGGGGGAUCCAGAAAUUCAUCAUGUGGCGGGGACGCUGUACGCUGAGGACCUAGAGCCUUACGACGCAGAACGCCACCUCAUCCUCGGCAUCAAAGACUCCCCCGAAGCCCUCGCCGGCUUAGAAUACUCCUGGUACACCUCCGACGACUCGCACACCGCGCCCCUCUACGCCGCCCGUGGCACCCUCCCCUAUCUCCUCGCCGGAAACCUGCGCGCCGCAAACAAGUACUUCCUCCUCUUCACUUCCUACCUCUCGACACAGCCCUCGCUCGGUACGCAAGAAGUCUCCACGAAGUCCUCAGACAUGCGAGUCUACCCUUCCUUACCGCUGUUGAAUUUCCUCGGAUUGUUGUUGUUGGCGGUGGAACGGGGCGACCCGAGCUUGUUCAGGCAGCUGAAGAGCCACUACGCGAGCCAUUUGAAAGACGUGAGUUGGGGUGAGGCGCUGGAUACUAUCGCGGAGAUGUACUUUGGGAUUAAAAUUCCAAGGCAAGGCAACCCGAUGUUCGAUAUGCUGGGCAGCAUGUUCGGUGGUGGAAUGGGUGGUGGAGCCUCUAAGGCGAAGAAGCCACCUGUUGCGGGCUUGGAUUGA